Messenger RNA from Sesamum indicum (sesame), 491 nucleotides. RefSeq names its product mitochondrial import receptor subunit TOM5-like protein (gene TOM5). The record is from RefSeq and is a predicted model, not a curated record. Lineage: Eukaryota; Viridiplantae; Streptophyta; Magnoliopsida; Lamiales; Pedaliaceae. Gene Ontology annotation, cellular component: mitochondrion; mitochondrial outer membrane translocase complex.
GUCGAAGCCCAAACUCAAAUACAAAACCCUAAACCCCCCACCCUACUCAUUUCCUCCGAAGAAGAAAAGGUGUCAUGGCGGAUAAAGUGAUUUCAGUGGACAAGAUCAAAGCCUUUUGGCACUCUCAGUUCCACGACCCUGAUAAAUGGGAUCUCAACAUGAAAUUACUACGUGCAGUAGGGCUGUUUGCCGGCUCCAUUGUGUUAAUGCGCCAGUAUGGUGAUAUGAUGGCCAUAUGAAAAAUCCUAUCCUCAGGUUUAGCUUCUAGUUGAUUUAGGAUGAAUCGGUAGAUUUCGUCCUCUCUUUUCCUUUGCUUUUCGGCCUCUAUAUUAGUUGCUCUUCGAAUGAAUAUUCUUGUAGACUGGAAAUUAAUGGAUGAGUCAUCCUUGUGUAAAAUUUGAAUGGUGAUGUUGAGAUGUGGAAUUUUAUCUGAUGAGAUACAAGCCUUCUUUUGCUUAAGGUGAAAUGAGAGUUAUUCAUUUCUUUUGAAA